Suncus etruscus (white-toothed pygmy shrew) is the source of this 4577-nucleotide messenger RNA. RefSeq names its product sterol regulatory element binding transcription factor 2 (gene SREBF2). The transcript is spliced from 19 exons. NCBI's taxonomy places the organism in Eukaryota, Metazoa, Chordata, Mammalia, Eulipotyphla, Soricidae. Gene Ontology annotation, molecular function: RNA polymerase II cis-regulatory region sequence-specific DNA binding; protein dimerization activity; DNA-binding transcription factor activity, RNA polymerase II-specific. The record is from RefSeq and is a predicted model, not a curated record. Gene Ontology annotation, cellular component: nucleus. Gene Ontology annotation, biological process: positive regulation of transcription by RNA polymerase II; positive regulation of cholesterol storage. Bases 50 to 3496 code for a protein of 1148 amino acids.
GCCGCGCGGCGCGGGGCCUGGCUGGCCGCGGUGCGACGGCGAGCGGGCGAUGGACGCGAGCGGCGAGCUGGGCGGGCUGGAGAGCAUGGACACGCUCGCGGAGCUGGGCGACGAGCUGACGCUGGGCGACAUCGACGAGAUGCUGCAGUUCGUCAGCAACCAAGUGGGCGAGUUCUCAGACCUUUUCUCCGAGCCUCUGUGUGGAUCCUUCACUGGCGGCGGCACUAGUGGCGGCAGCAGCAGCAACAGCAGCAGCAGCAACAACAGCAAUAGUGGUGGUGGUGGCAGCAGCAGCCGGGGAGGUGGCGGAACUGGAGCACUGGACACGACCAUGUCACGCCCCUUCAGCCAGGCCCCCUUAGCCUUCUCACCCUCCACGGCCUCCCCCCAGGCUCCAGCCCUACAGGUCAAAGUGCCCCCUCCCACAGUGCCCACCCCGCCCAGAGCCACACCCGUGCUCCAGCCUCGCCCCCAGCCCCAAACCCAGCCUCCAGCUCAGCUGCAGCAGCAGACAGUGAUGAUCACCCCGACCUUCAGCACCGCACCCCAGACCAGGAUCAUCCAGCAGCCCUUGAUCUACCAGAAUGCUGCCACCAGUUUCCAAGUGCUACAGCCGCAGGUUCAGAGCCUGGUGGCCCCAUCCUCAGUGCAGCCGGUCACCAUCCAGCAGCAGGUCCAGACGAUGCAGGCUCAGCGGGUGCUGACGCAGACGGCCAGCGGCACGGCCCUGCAGACCCUCGCCCCAGCCACUGUGCAGGCGGUCGCCGCGCCCCAGGUGCAACAGGUUCCGGUCCUGGUUCAACCUCAGAUCAUCAAGACAGACUCCCUAGUUCUGACCACACUGAAGACAGAUGGCAGCCCGGUUGUGGCCGCCGUCCAGAACCCAGCCCUCACCGCCCUCACCGCCCCCAUCCAGACCACUGCCCUGCAGGUCCCAACCCUGGUUGGCAGCAACGGGACCAUCCUGACCACAAUGCCAGUGAUGAUGGGCCAGGAGAAGGUGCCCAUUAAGCAGGUCCCUGGGGGAGUGAAGCAGUUGGAGCCCCCCAAGGAAGGAGAGAGGCGGACGACUCACAAUAUCAUCGAGAAGCGCUACCGCUCCUCCAUCAAUGACAAGAUCAUUGAGUUAAAGGACCUGGUCAUGGGGACAGACGCCAAAAUGCACAAGUCUGGCGUCCUGCGCAAGGCCAUCGACUACAUCAAGUACUUGCAGCAGGUCAACCACAAGCUGCGGCAGGAGAACAUGGUCCUAAAGCUGGCCAGCCAGAAGAGCAAGCUCCUUAAGGGCAUUGACCUGGGCAGCUUGGUGGACAGUGACGUGGACCUGAAGAUCGACGACUUCAACCAGAAUGUCCUCCUCAUGUCCCCACCGGCCUCCGACUCGGGGUCCCAGGCCGGCUUUUCACCCUACUCCAUCGACUCGGAGCCAGGCAGCCCUCUCUUGGAUGAUGCCAAGGUCAAAGACGAACCAGACUCUCCUCCUGUGGCCCUGGGCAUGGUGGACCGCUCGCGGAUCCUGCUAUGCUUCCUCACCUUCCUGUGCCUGUCCUUUAACCCGCUGACGGCGCUGCUGCGCUGGGGAGGCGCCCCCGACUCCGAGCAGCACCCCUACUCAGGCUCCGGACGCAGCAUACUGUCACUGGAGUCAGGCUCCGGCAGCUGGUUCGAUUGGAUGAUGCCGACGCUGCUCCUGUGGCUGGUCAAUGGGGUGAUUGUCCUAAGUGUGUUCGUGAAGCUGCUCGUGCACGGGGAGCCAGUGGUCCGGCCACACUCGCAGUCCUCGGUCACGUUCUGGAGGCACCGGAAGCAAGCCGACCUGGACCUUGCCAGGGGGGAUUUUGCAGCUGCCGCUGCCAACCUGCAGACCUGCCUAUCUGUUCUGGGUCGGGCACUGCCUACCUCCCGCCUGGACCUGGCCUGCAGCCUGUCCUGGAAUGUGAUCCGCUACAGCCUGCAGAAGCUACGCCUAGUACGCUGGCUGCUCAAGAAGGUGGUGCAGCGCUGGCGGGCCACCCCAGCCUCGGCAGCUGGCUUCGAGGACGAGGCAAAGACCAGUGCCCGAGAUGCUGCUCUGGCCUAUCACCGGCUGCACCAGCUGCAUAUCACAGGGAAGCUUCCAGCCGGCUCUGCCUGCUCCGAUGUGCACAUGGCCUUGUGCGCCGUGAACCUGGCCGAGUGUGCAGAGGAGAAGAUCCCCCCCAGCACAAUGGUUGAGAUCCACCUGGCAGCUGCCAUGGGCCUGCAGACACGCUGCGGCGGCAAGCUGGGCUUCCUGGCGAGCUACUUCCUGAGUCGUGCCCAGAGCCUCUGUGGCCCCGAGCACAAUGCCGUCCCAGAGUCCCUGCGCUGGCUCUGCCACCCCCUGGGCCAGAAGUUCUUUAUGGAGCGGAGCUGGUCAGUGAAGGCGGCCACCAAGGAGAGCCUGUAUUGCACACAGAGGGACCCAGCUGACCCCAUUGCCCAAGUGCACCAGGCCUUCUGCAGAAACCUUCUGGAGCAAGCCGUGGAAGCCCUGGUGAAACCUCUGGCCAAGAAGAAGACCGGGGAGCAGGAAGAAGAGAGCUGCGAAUUUGCCAGUUCUUUGGAGUACCUGAGACUACUACAUUCCUUCGUGGACUCUGUGGGGGCAGUGAGUGCUCCCUUUUCCAGCAGCUCCGUGCUCAAGUCUGCCCUUGGCCCUGACCUGGUCUGCCGGUGGUGGGUGUCGGCCAUCACCAUGGCUAUCAGCUGGAUGCAGGGGGAUGAUGCAGCUGUGCGCGCCCACUUCACAGAUGUGGAGCGGGUCCCCAAGGCCCUGGAAAUGACUGAGAGCCCCUUGGUGAAGGCGGUGCUGCACACCUGCAGGGCCAUGCAGGCCUCACUGCCCGGGAAAGCGGAUGGGCAGCACAGCGCCCUGGGCCACUGCGAGCGGGCCAGUGGCCAUCUGUGGAGCAGCCUCAACGUCACAGGCGCCUCCUGCGACCCCACCCUCAACCAUGUGGUCCAGCUGCUGACGUGUGACCUACUGCUGUCCCUGCGGACAGCGCUGUGGCAGAGGCAGGCGGGGUCCAGCCAGGCCCUGGGUGACACCUACCACGCAUCGGGCACUCAGCUGGCUGGCUUCCAGAGAGAUUUGGGCAGCCUGCGCCGGCUGGCACACAGCUUCCGCCCAGCCUACCGAAAGGUGUUCCUGCACGAGGCCACCGUGCGCCUUAUGGCCGGGGCCAGCCCCACACGCACCCACCAGCUGCUGGAACACAGCUUGCGGCGGCGCACAGCCCCGAGCACCAAGCAUGGUGAGGCAGAUACCUGGCCUGGCCAGAGAGAACGGGCAACCGCUAUCCUGUUGGCCUGCCGCCACCUGCCACUGUCCUUCCUCUCAUCGCCGGGCCAGCGUGCGGUGCUGCUGGCCGAGGCCGCCCGCACCCUGGAGAAGGUGGGCGACCGGCGCUCCUGCAGCGACUGCCAGCAGAUGAUCGUCAGGCUGGGGGGCGGCACGGCCAUCGCCGCCUCCUGACCGCAGCUCAUCCCUGUCCUCUGCUCUUCCUCUUUUCCCUCUGACCCUGUCUCUCAGCCUCUGACCUCAGUCUGUCUGUGUGCGUGUGUCUCUCUUUCCCACUCCCCUCUUCCUGACUCAGUUUCUCCCUCUAGGAACUGUGGGUAGAGCCCUGUCUCCUAGAGCACCUCGGGCAGGCGUGUCCCAGGGCUAGAGCCCCUUCAAGCUGCUUGGAAAGAGCUCAGGGCCCGGCAGGCCUGAGAGGAAAGAUGGGGCAUGAGUGGCCGCUGAGUGCCCCUUCCUGCUUCCUUGUUUGUAUGAGCUUCCUUCUGGGGACUGUGCCCCCACUCCCUUUUUAUACAAUGUUUUUAUACCAGUAUGCUUGGUUUGCCGAUGCGGGGCCGAGUGCUCCUGGCACCACGCCUGGCCCCUCCUGCGUUGGCAGCCCUUGGUGACCAGGACAGCCGGGAGACGGGCAGGAGGCAGGGCCAGGCCUGGGGUGGAUGAAAUAAUGUUGGCAUUAUUUUUUAAUUUUUUUAAAAAUAAAUGGUUUCUUAUUUAAUUGUCCUGUUCCUUCCCACUGCCCCGCCCCCUGGGUGCCUGCCCUGGCUCUGGGGAGAUCCAGGAUGCCAGGGAGACAAGGCCUUUGGCAAGGGCUCGAGCUCCCCUCAGCCCAGCUCCUACCUCCACGGUCUGUUUUUUCCCUAAAAGCUGGGGGGGGGGGGGCGGCUGACUCCCUGGCCCCUGUGACAGCCCUCUUUUAGGGCGAGCAUGGGGGUGCCUGAGUUGGCCCUGCUUUCCUGGGUCAUUUCCACCAGGGCCACCAAUCCUGCUGCCCCUCCAGAUGGCUCACCCCCUCUGGCUGGUUAGUAGAAAACGGCUGGAGGGGCCCACAGAUAGAGGGGUGUACGUAGGGCAGCCCUAGAUGUCACCCCUUCUCGCUGUGGCUUGUGGCCUGUGGUGAGCUGCACCCCCCAUUUUGUGUAGAAUGUUUUUCUCGUAGUUGUUUUUUUUUUGGGGGGUUUCCUACGGUUCCCUGAUGUGGCAUUAUUUCCAUGUCUUGGACAAAGGUUAUUCAAUAAACAAAGCUUGGUACCUCCCA